This is a messenger RNA of Lethenteron reissneri (Far Eastern brook lamprey), 1831 nucleotides long. It is a transcript of the gene POLR2E, whose product is annotated as RNA polymerase II, I and III subunit E. Gene Ontology annotation, molecular function: DNA binding. Gene Ontology annotation, cellular component: RNA polymerase II, core complex; RNA polymerase III complex; RNA polymerase I complex. The record is from RefSeq and is a predicted model, not a curated record. Gene Ontology annotation, biological process: transcription by RNA polymerase II; tRNA transcription by RNA polymerase III; transcription elongation by RNA polymerase I. NCBI's taxonomy places the organism in Eukaryota, Metazoa, Chordata, Hyperoartia, Petromyzontiformes, Petromyzontidae.
CGACUCGCGGCGUGGAGCGAGCAGGCCGUGGUAGUAGUGGUGGUAGCUGGGCCAGUGGGGACCGCAGUCCGGCGACAGGCGAGGCGGGCAGCAGCAGCAGCAGCGCGGGUCGAGGGGACCGAGCGGGGUUCGCAGGGCGCUGGGACGGGGGGUCCCCGUGAGAGGUCGAGCAGCAGUAGCAGGAGCCGGGCCCCACCAUGGAUGACGACGAGGAGACGUACCGCCUGUGGAAGAUCCGCAAGACUAUCAUGCAGCUGUGCCACGACCGCGGGUACCUGGUGACCCAGGAUGAGCUGGACCAGUCCCUGGAAGAGUUCCGCUCUCAGUUCGGGGACAAGCCCAGCGAAGGACGACCCCGGCGCUCCGACCUCACCGUGCUGGUGGCCCACAACGACGACCCCACCGACCAGAUGUUCGUCUUCUUCCCUGAGGAGCCCAAGGUGGGGAUCAAGACCAUCAAGCUCUACUGCCAGCGCAUGCAGGAGGAGAACAUCACCCGGGCUAUCAUCGUGGUGCAGCAGGGCAUGACGCCGUCCGCCAAGCAGUCUUUGGUUGACAUGGCUCCGAAAUACAUCCUGGAGCAGUUUCUGCAGCAAGAGCUUCUCAUCAACAUUACAGAGCACGAGUUGGUCCCAGAGCACAACGUGAUGACGAAGGAAGAGGUGACGGAACUCCUGGCACGAUACAAGCUGAAGGAGUCUCAGCUGCCUCGCAUCCAGCAGGGCGACCCCGUCGCCAGGUACUUUGGGCUCAAGCGCGGCCAGGUGGUGAAAAUCAUCCGGCCCAGUGAGACGGCCGGACGCUACAUCACCUACCGCCUGGUGCAGUGAGGACAAGCCCUGCUGGCUGGCACUGGCUGGCACAGGCUGCCACAGGCUGCCACAUGCUGCCACAGGCUGCCACAGGCUGCCACAGGCUGCCACAGGCUGCCACAGGCUGCCACAGGCUGCCACAGGUUGCCACAGGCUGGCACACACCCACACCGCCAGAUGUGGGCAUUACAAAAGUCUCGCACAGUGGAUGGAUAUUUAGGGUUUUAAAUUUUAAAUCAUACAUUUCACAAAUGUCCAAAUUCCAAAAGUAUCUUCGUGAUUGCGCAUAAUAAUUUUUUGGUUUAACUUUAAAGUGUCGGUGUAUGACAUGCAUUGCCAAUUUCUUUCAUCAAUAUUUCUAAGUUCUUACCGAUCUUCUUUGAACAGAUUAGGUUUUUUUUGUGUUUGGAAAUUAUAGUGCUACUUUUUUUCAUGAUGCCAUUCUAUUUGUAGCCAAAUAUUAUUUGUUUUAAGGUUUCCAUUCAACACAGGUUAUCAGAAUCUACAAUACAAAGUUACUUCAGCAUCAGUUAGAGGGAGGGUGAGCGAGCUGGUAAGAAAAGAUGUAUGUAUGUUGAACUUCUUUCGCACCAUACGUAGCCAUCCGUGCUAAUCGGAGGUGCGGGAGAAGGACAACAAAACGAAACACAAAGUUUUAAAGGAAUUAGUUUUCAAUCUAGAUUCUGAUUUAAAAGCGCAUAGCUCCCAGUAGCUUCCUAAUAUCGGAAGGAAGAGAGCAUUCCAGUCGGCCACGAAAGCGCGCGGCGCGGCGAGCGUCUUUGUCCAAUGGCUAUCCAAGAUGGCACCGCUGCUGCGAGGAUGACCACCGGGUAGGGUGACGGUUGGAGAUGGAACCACACUGGAGAAUGAGACCGGACCUUGUAACUGGCGGCGUUUGCGUUUGGCGGGACUUUUAUUCUCGGAACAUUUUUCCCAGUUGUGUAAGUUAUUUUUUUUGUCUCAACAUUUUCUUUUUUUAAUAAAGGUGACAAAAUAAAAGACUCUGUGACUGUCACGUA